AUGGUCCCUAACAGAAGCUCGCAGCGCGCCCUGCUGCUGAGCGCGACUCUGGGCCUCGCACACGCCAUAACUCUGCCAGACCCAACUGCCGCACCCGCAAAGGUCGAAGUCCGAGCACCCAUCGUGACUCCCGCGGCGAUCCGGUUCGACGACAGAUACAGCUACGUUCAGAGACGGAACAUCUUGGAUGAUAUCAAAAGCGGAGUUGAAGGUGUAGCCAAGUCUUGGGGAAGCGUCCUUGGAACCGAUCUGCCGAGCUUCUUCACUGAUGGCAUCCCUGGUUGGUUCGAAAAUCUCCCGACCGGUACCGAUGUUAUGUCAAGCUUGGGCAUUGGUGAUGACGACCUUGCUGCGAUACCCACUCAAGUCCUCAACGUCCCACCGUACGCGAACUGGACCGACCAGGGUUGGAACGUACGUCUCCACGGCAAUGUCUACAAGAUUCCAAACAUCUCGCAGUCAAAGAUUGAUGAUCUCGCCAACGUCUUCUUGAUCGACACAAGCGUGGACAAGCUGCCUGACGACGAGAAGGCCAACGCUCGUAAUCUUACACGAUCGAUCUUCGUUGUCCAGCAAGGCGAUGAGAAUGUUACCAUGACACUCGAGCCUGCGCCCAUGCAGGGUGGUGAUGGUGAGCCCGGAGGCGGCAAUGCUAUCACACCGCCCGGAGGCAACCAGACCAUCACACUGCCAUACGAAACCACCCCUGAAGGAGACUUCGAUGUCUUCGUGCCAAUUCAGAGCAACGGUCUUCUGAACGGUAACGAGACCGAGAACGUGCAGCGCCUCAACGUCCACACCAACGGUACCAACACUGGCAAUGCCACCGCAUUCCUUGUUCCUCCCACAGGUAUCACUUUCAUCUCGGACAUUGACGACAUCCUCAGGGUGACCAAGAUCUACGAUCCUAAAGAAGGUCUCUUAAACUCUUUCGCCCAUAACUUUACCCAGUGGAUGAACAUGCCCGACAUUUACCGCAACUGGUCGCAGACUCUGCCCAACAAUACGCACUUCCAUUACCUGACCACCACCCCCGAGCAGGCCACUCGCAACUACAUGGACUUCAUCUACAAGACCUACCCUGGCGGUUCCUUCGACACACGACCCCUCAACUUCUCUGACGUCAAGGCUACUCUGUCCAUCCGCAUGUACCUCUUGCAGAAGAUCUUCGUGACUUUCCCUCAGAGAAAAUUCGUGCUUGUCGCCGACACCUCCAAUUCCGAUGUUAUGAAGGACUACCCUCAGCUCGCCCACGACUACCCCAACCAGGUGCAAUGUAUCUUCCUGCGCAACACGUCGUCCACCGACAGCAGCGACUGGUUCCCGUACAACACUGAAGGCUUCAAAGGCUUGAACAACCGCAGCUACAUGUUCUUCCAUGUACCUGACGAUCUGGCAGGUUUGGACAUCGCCAAUGGACAGUGCUUGAACGAGUCGAUCCAGCAGAACGUCACCUUCUCAAGGCAGGCUGAGAUUCUUGGUAUCCAUGGCGGCGCCGGAAGCAAGCUCGCUGGUAGUGCCACCAUCAGCUUCGUAGUGGCGCUGGUCGCUGCUAUGCUUCUGACUCUCUAG
Molecule: messenger RNA, 1572 nt
Organism: Macroventuria anomochaeta
Lineage: Eukaryota; Fungi; Ascomycota; Dothideomycetes; Pleosporales; Didymellaceae
Exons: 2
Coding region: 1-1572 (523 amino acids)
Cellular component (GO): actin cortical patch
Molecular function (GO): phosphatidate phosphatase activity
Source: RefSeq, a predicted model, not a curated record